Molecule: messenger RNA, 441 nt
Organism: Lodderomyces orthopsilosis Co 90-125
Lineage: Eukaryota; Fungi; Ascomycota; Pichiomycetes; Serinales; Debaryomycetaceae
Gene: RPS19A
Product: 40S ribosomal protein eS19
Exons: 2
Coding region: 1-441 (146 amino acids)
Biological process (GO): ribosomal small subunit assembly; translation
Cellular component (GO): cytosolic small ribosomal subunit; ribosome
Molecular function (GO): RNA binding; structural constituent of ribosome
Source: RefSeq, a predicted model, not a curated record
AUGCCAGGUGUAUCAGUAAGAGACGUUCCAGCUCAAGAAUUCAUUAACGCUUAUGCCAAGUUUUUGCAAAGACAAGGUAAAUUAGAAGUUCCAGGUUAUGUUGAUCUCGUCAAAACCUCUGCUGGUAACGAAUUGCCUCCACAAGAGGCUGAAACUUGGUUCUACAAGAGAGCUGCUUCAAUUGCUAGACACAUUUACUUGAGAAAACAAGUUGGUGUCGGUGCUUUGAACAAAUUGUACGGUGGUGCUAAAAACAGAGGAUUCAGACCACACAAACAUGUUGACGCUUCAGGUUCUAUCAACAGAAAAGCUGUUCAAAGUUUGCAAAAAAUUGGUGUUUUGGAAAUCUCUCCAAAGGGUGGUAGAAGAAUCUCAGAAAACGGUCAAAGAGAUUUGGAUCGUAUUGCUGCUCAAACUUUGGAAGACGAAGAAGAAGAUUAA